Messenger RNA from Cavia porcellus (domestic guinea pig), 3648 nucleotides. It is a transcript of the gene Tor1a, whose product is annotated as torsin family 1 member A. Gene Ontology annotation, molecular function: ATP binding; ATP hydrolysis activity; kinesin binding. Bases 963 to 1961 code for a protein of 332 amino acids. Lineage: Eukaryota; Metazoa; Chordata; Mammalia; Rodentia; Caviidae. Gene Ontology annotation, cellular component: endoplasmic reticulum lumen; nuclear envelope; endoplasmic reticulum. The record is from RefSeq and is a predicted model, not a curated record. The transcript has 5 exons. Gene Ontology annotation, biological process: nuclear membrane organization; protein localization to nucleus.
ACUCAGGUGCGCGAGCACACACGGUGUCCGCGUGCACACGAUUCUUUGCUGCCGGCCGAGUCUGACUUGACUCGUCGGUACGGGGCGCACCCAGCACCGUCCUGUUAGUACGGGGAAGCAGGGCUGUCUCUGGAGCCAGGCCGUUCCUAGUGCCAGGAAACCAGGACAGGCUGAGAGCAAACCCACGGGGCUGUGUCACAGGCGCCUGGGGGGCAGCCGCUGCCGCCCCAGGGACCCGGCCCGGGUGGGGGUGAGCACAUCACGCGGGAGGGGAAGGCUCCGCGCCCUGCUGAGGAGGUUUCUGCGGCUGCUCUGCCCUGGCGGGCGAAGCGGGGCCCCACACCCCACGGGGGCCUUGCGCAGCGACGUCCUAGGGGGACGGGAAGGGGCGCCCGGGGUCAGCCCAGGCCAGCAGACCGGCCCGGCCGCCGGAACCGACGUGGGCGCUUCCUUCCCAGCCCGAACCGGCCGAGGACAGAGCACAGCGGCCUGGGUGCCUGCCCGGCACCAAAAGCAAACUAAACAUAAAGAAGCCAUAAUCCGCGUCUAACUGGGAAGAGCAAAUCCCAGCUGGGAGGCACCAUAGACGGCUGAGCCGCCGGCAAUGAGGCGAUUGCGCUCCUUCCUGUAACAGAUGGCGCGCACUAGGACAAGGUUUCAGGAACCCGGCGGCCGUGAGGACUGUCUACCGCUACCUUCCGUAUUAACUCCUCCGCUUUUCUGUCAUCUAAACCUGCUUUAAAAACAACAAAAAACGCGAUCCUCAGCGGAUUGCCACAACCAACCUUUACUACGUAGAAAAGGAGCCCUGCCCCUAACAAAGAUGGCGGCCUGCAGGGUCAGGAGGAGACCUGCCCGGAACAAAGAGGGCGGCCACGGCAGGGGCGGAACCGGAAGCGCACGUCGGACGAAGCGCGGGUCGCGGACGGCGCAGGAGCGCGCAGGGCGGCGCGGGUCCGGGCAUGAAGCUGGGCCGGGCCGCGCUGGCCCUGCUGCUGCUGGCGCCGUGCGUGGUGCGCGCUGUGGAGCCCAUCAGCCUGGGGCUGGCGCUGGCCGGCGUGCUCACCGGCUACAUCUCUUACCCGCGUCUCUACUGCUACUUCGCCGAGUGCUGCGGCCAGAGGCGGAGCCUGAGCAGGGAAGCGCUGCAGAAGGACUUGGACAACAGGCUCUUCGGACAGCAUCUCGCGAAGAAGGUCAUCCUGAACGCCGUGACCGGUUUCCUGAGCAACCCGAAGCCCAAGAAACCCCUUACCCUCUCCCUGCACGGCUGGACGGGCACCGGCAAGAACUUCGUCAGCAAGAUCAUCGCGGAGAACAUCUAUGAGGGCGGGCUGAACAGCGACUACGUGCACCUGUUCGUGGCCACGCUGCACUUUCCGCACGCCUCCAACGUAACGCUGUAUAAGGAUCAGUUACAGCUAUGGAUCCGAGGCAACGUGAGCGCCUGUGCACGGUCGAUCUUCAUCUUUGAUGAGAUGGACAAGAUGCCCGCCGGCCUCAUCGACGCCAUCAAGCCCUUCUUGGACUAUUAUGACGUGGUGGAUGAGGUCUCCUACCAGAGGGCCAUCUUCAUCUUCCUCAGCAAUGCGGGGGCCGAGCGCAUCAUGGACGUGGCGCUGGACUUCUGGAGGAGCGGGCGGAGCAGGGAGGACAUCAGGCUCAAGGACAUGGAGCAAGCGCUGUCUGUGUCGGUCUUCAACAACAGGAACAGUGGCUUCUGGCACAGCAGCCUCAUAGCCCGGAACCUCAUCGAUUACUUCGUCCCCUUCCUGCCCCUGGAGUACAAGCACCUCAAGAUGUGUGUCCGGGUGGAGAUGGAAUCCCGCGGCUACGAGGUUGACGAGGACAUUGUGACCAGAGUAGCCGACGAAAUGACCUUCUUCCCCAAGGAGGAGAGGGUAUUCUCCGACAAGGGCUGCAAAACUGUGUUCACCAAGCUAGAUUAUUACCUGGACUGAUGGCCCAGAGUGCCCACAGAAUGGGACAGCUCUGGGUGCUGCCUUUACUCUGUGGAGGCUGCAGGCACCCACACCUUAGGGAUCAUGAACAUGGAUGGAAGGUUCUAGAACCUUCCAAAAGUGACCAGCUCCUAGUCCAUUCCUCCCAGGGCUCGUGAAUUUUUAAAAAGUAUGGGUUAUACUGGGCGUAGUGGUGCACACUGUGAUCCCAGCACCUAGGAGGCUGAGGCAGGAGGGUCUGCUGUGAGUUCAGGUCAGCCUGGGCUAUGUGGUGGGUUCAAGGCCAGCCUGAACUGUGGAAUGAGACCUUGUCUCAGAAAACAAAAUUAUGUUUUAAUUUCAAGUGUUUUGUUUCAAAGAAAAAGUUUUACUGGAAAUGAGAUCAUUUUAUUUAAGAUAGUUUUUAACAUUCAGAGAAACUUUUUAGAUUCUCAAUUAGUAGUUUUGUGUGUCUAAAAUCUCUAUCUCAACUGCCAAAAACUCCCAAGCACUGGUCCUCCUGCCUCAGCCUCCUGAGGGUUAGAGGAUAGGCAUGCGCCACCGGGCCAGCACAGAGGCAGGGUCCUGAAGUGCACAGCUCUCCCUGCUCUGGCCGCCCUGGGCCCAUGUCCAGCAGCACCCCCACCUCCUCCUGCAAAGCUAUGUGGCUUGUCGUUACACAGAAUUCCACAAACUAGUAAAGCCUAAGUGCCCCUUCUGCAGGGGCCAAAAAUAGGGCUUUGAAGGCCUAGUUAGUUAUCCAUGGACACAGCACCAGGGUCUUCCCUUUGCACCCCCAGCCCUUGCCCUGUUUUUUUUUGUUUUUUGUUUUAAGAUAGGGUUUUGCUAGAUUGCCCAUGUUGGGCUGGAAGUUUCCAUCUUACCGCCUCAGCAUCCCAGAAGGCUGCAAUUACAGCUAGGUACCAUGGCUUUAAGCUCCACAAACAAGGUAAGUGCAGAGAGCUGCCAUUGACAGCUGAGCCUGUAUGCAGUGCUGCACACGCAUCUUGUGUGUGCACGCACCAGGGAUGGGAACCAGGGCUCCUACAUGCUAAAGGGGCUCUGCCACUGGCCUACAUCCCAGCCCCCAAAUUCUUCAAGACAGGAUCAAAGUUGCCCAGGCUGGCCUUGAACAUAGGACCCUUUUCUUAGCCUCCUGGCUUUUUUUUUUUUCUCUUUAUCUUUUUGAGACAGGUCUCACUGUGCAGCUCAGGCUGGACUUGAACCACUUUGUAGCCCAGGCUAGUCUCAAACUCGCAGCAAUCCUCCUGCCUCAGCCUCCAGUGUGUUGCGAUCAUAGGUGUGCGCACCACCACAUCUGGAUCUGAGUGUACUUUAAACAGAAAAUCCCAACCAUAGCCUGGGGAGCUCAGGCUAUGCACAAAGGCGGCUCUAGUUGGAAUGAAACGGCUGUCACAAGAACUGAGGCCUUGGGCCAGCUGUCCUCCCACAGGGUGUCACUCCCUGGGGAUCCUGACACCACUGCAGUUGAGGACCAGCUGAGACACCAGGUAGCCAUGUGAAGCUGAAGACUGAUUUUCCUGUUGGUCCUGGUUUGACUGUACCCAGGCUGGUCUGCAGCUCAAUCUUCCUGCCUCAGCCUUUAUAGUGCUGGGGUUACACGUAUGCACCACUGCACUGGUCAAAGCUCAGGUUUUGUUGCCAAAUAAACUGGGGGAAAAGUCAAGUGACACCUCAUAACACAGCA